AAAGUGUUUUCUCUCAUUCUUGUGUCUUCUCUCUGGAGUUCAAGUCGCUGUGUAGUUCUAGACUGCGGGUUACCGAAAUAGCUUAGGAAUCGUAUAUAGCGUUCAACCUACACGACUUAUCAGUGGCGACGGGGAUGAAAACUUCAAUGAAUAUUUCCUUGGAGCAAUUAGAAGCUUAUAUGGUGCGUCAAGAAAAGAGGUUUGAAGAGUCCCAUAUUAGAAUCAUGGAAACCCUGAUGCAGAAAUUCUGCCUGUCCGAGAAAAACCCUGCUUCUAGUGAAUCUCAAGUAUCACAUACUGAUUCAGUCAUUAACGCCAUCCAUGAAUUUAAUUUUGAUGGUGUAGCAGGUGUAACUUUCGAGUCGUGGUUUAAGAAGUAUGAAGAUUUGUUUUAUAUUGAUCUUUGCAAACUGGAUGAUGCUUCAAAAGUCAGAAUACUUCUUAGAAAACUUGGGACUAUGGAACAUGAACGCUAUAGCAACUUCAUUCUUCCGAAGAACCCACGAGAUUUUAGUUUUGAUGAUACAGUCAAAACCCUAUCCCAAAUAUUCGGAGAACAAUCAUCUCUAUUUAAUAUCCGUUACCAGUGCUUAAAGUUAACAAAAGAACCAGGAGAUGAUUGGGUAAAGCAUGCAGGAACUGUGAACCGAGAAUGUGAGAGGUUUAGAUUGUCGUCCAUGUCUGAAGAUCAGUUUAAAUGCUUAGUAUUUAUCUGCAGCCUGCGUUCACCCGAAGAUGCCGAUAUCCGAACCAGAAUCCUAAGCAAACUCGAACACUGCCCUAAUAUGACCCUGCAAGAAGUGACUACUGAGUGCCAAAGGUUAGUAAACUUAAAGCAUGAUACCUCAAUGGUAGAAAACGGUAACUGUUUCCGUAACGUCAAUGCAGUCAAGAGAAAAGUCUUUCAAGGUUCCAGUACCCAUAAUUUCCAAAAUAACAGCGACAAACCAUCAUCUCCAUGCUGGGCAUGUGGAGGUUGGCACUAUAAGAGGUUUUGCCCAUAUAAAGAACAUCGUUGCAGCAAAUGUCAUCGGAAGGGGCAUAAAGAAAACUUCUGCAGGAGAAGAGACUAUAGAAAACGUUCCGUGAAAUCUUACUCAAAGAAAUACAGAUAUAGUGCUCCAACCAACAAGAUAUUGGUAUCACAUAACAGAGCACGAAGUUGCCACCAAAGAAAGUAUGUGACCUUGAAUAUUAAUAAACACCGUACCCGCCUUCAGCUGGAUACAGCUUCUGAUAUUACUUUAAUCAGCCCAGAAACGUGGAAGAACAUUGGGAGACCCACAGUUUUCCCAACAACACAGCUGGCACACAGUGCAUCUGGGGGGAAGUUGAAUAUUGUUGGAGAAGUGCCAUGCACUGUUUCUAAAGGUACGGUAACAACAAAUGCAACAUUGUAUCUUACUAAGAAGCCAGCACUAGACUUAAUGGGGUUGGACCUUAUAGAAACACUUAAACUAGCAGAUCAUUCUAUCAACAGUAUCUGCAGACGAGUAAGUACAGACAACACUCCAGAAUGGAAUCAGAAAAACGCCAUGCUACAGAAACACCAAAACGUGUUUAGAGAAGGGUUGGGAGAAUGUACGAAAGCCAAAGCACUGUUAACUCUAAAGCCUGCAGCUGUUCCUGUUUUCCGACCUAGGAGACCCGUACCAUAUGCUGCUCUACCAGUGGUUGAACAAGAACUAGAAAGACUUCAGAAACUAGGUGUCAUUGAACCAGUGAAUUUCUCAGAAUGGGCCUGCACCGAUAGUAGUAGUAAAGAAGACUAAUGGUAGCGUCCGUUUAUGUGCCGAUUACUCAACCGGGUUGAAUGAAGCCUUAGAAACUCAUCAGUAUCCAUUACCCUUACCUGAAGAUCUUUUUGCUAAACUGAACGGAGGUAAGCAUUUUGCAAAGUUGGAUUUAUCAGAAGCUUAUUUACAAAUCCCUGUUGCUGACGAGUCUAAAAACCUGCUUACCAUAAAUACACACAAGGGUCUAUUCCGGUAUAAUCGAUUACCCUUUGGAGUCAAGACGGCCCCAUCCAUAUUUCAGCAAAUAAUGGAUACUAUGCUACAAGAUGUUUCAGGUGCUGCAGCUUACCUAGAUGAUAUAAUAAUUAUGGGAGUAGAUAGAGUAGACUUAGAAAAGAAGCUUGACCAGGUGCUGACGCGAAUAGCCGAAUAUGAACUUCGACUUCGUCCAGAGAAAUGUGACUUCUGUAUGCAAAAAGUACGCUACCUUGGAUUUAUAAUCGACAAAGAUGGAAGAAGACCAGAUCCGGAGAAUACCCAGGCAGUGAAAACUAUGCCCAGACCGACGGAUGUCCCCACACUACGAUCCUUCUUGGGACUAGUUAGCCAUUAUGGAGCUUUUAUUCCAAACCUUCAUCAAUUACGUGCCCCCCUGAAUAACCUUCUUGUGAAGAAUGUAAAAUGGAAUUGGUCUGCAACUUGCCAAGCCGCUUUCGAUGAAAUCAAGAAAGUACUAGUCUCGGAUCUGCUGCUCACCCAUUACGAUCCAUCCUUACCCAUUGUAGUGGCAUCAGACGCAUCAAACUACGGCAUUGGAGCAGUUAUUUCUCACAUCAUGCCAGAUGGAUCAGAGAAAGCGAUAUCACAUGCGGCUAGAUCGUUAACGUCAGCAGAACGUAACUAUAGUCAGAUCGAGAAGGAAGCAUUGUCGAUUAUCUUCGCUGUAAAGAAGUUUCACAAGAUGAUAUUUGGACGUCAGUUCACCCUAUUAACUGACCAUAAACCAUUACUAGCCAUCUUUGGGUCGAAGAAAGGUAUACCUGUAUACACCGCAAACAGACUGCAACGAUGGGCAACCACACUUCUGGGUUACGACUUCAAGAUUAAGUAUCAGUCUACUACCGCUUUCGGGCAAGCUGACGCAUUGUCGAGAUUAAUAGGCUCCCAAUCGAAAACCCCGGAGGAGACUCUUGUAGCAAAUAUAAAAGCCGAGGAAGAAGUUCAUCGCGUGUUGGAUGACGCAGUUAAUGGACUCCCAGUAACCUUUGAAACUAUCAAGAAGAUAACUGAAAGUGAUAAGAUACUGAGCUCAGUUAAAUGCUAUCUCUUGACCAAAUGGCCAAACAAUCGCCUCGACGGAGAACUUUUGCAAUAUUUUCGUCGACGGGACUCUCUAAUGGUUGUUGACUCCUGUAUUAUGUUCGGUGAUCGAAUUGUUAUUCCGAAGUUAUUACGUCACAAGGUUCUCAAGCAGUUUCACAGUGGCCAUCCUGGAAUCAGUAAAAUGAAAUCUUUGGCUCGUAGCUAUGCUUAUUGGCCGUCAAUGGACAAAGAUAUCGAGAAUAAAUGCCGUAACUGUUCAUCAUGUAUUCAAGCCGCUAAAAAUCCUUCGAAAUGCGAACCUCAGUGUUGGCCUAUGCCCGCGGGACCCUGGGUAAGACUUCACGCAGAUUUUGCCGGUUCAAUCCAAGGGAAAAUGUUUCUAAUUAUCGUAGAUGCAUUCACUAAAUGGCCGGAAGUAUACAUCAUGCCAAAUUGUACUACGUCAGAAACGAUCCGCAAGUUGUCUACCCUAUUUAGCAGUUUCGGAGUGCCAGAGACCUUAGUGACGGAUAACGGCUCUCAGUUUGCCGCAGAAUCGUUUAAACAUUUCUGUAGAACGAACGGAAUAAAUCAUCUUCGUUCUCCACCCUAUCAUCCACAAUCAAACGGACAAGCAGAGCGCUUUGUGGACACUUUUAAACGAGCAUUACUGAAAGGGGGAGGAGAAGGGACGACUGAGCAGGUGAUCACAAAAUUUUUAACAUCAUACAGAUCCACCCCAAACCCAAAUGUUCGAGACGGCAAAUCUCCCGCGGAAGCCAUGUUUGGAAGGCGUAUUCGAACAGUCUUCGAUGCCAUGUUGCCAUCCAAACUAGUGGAUGAGCGUAGUCGCGAUCCAAGUAUCCGGAACUUCAGUAUUGGCGACAAAGUCUACAUUAAAUCAUACAUCGGGAAGAACCGAUGGGAGCCGGGCGAAGUCGUGCAAAAACUGGGAAGAGUACUGUACAAAGUUCGAGGAGCUUUUGGGACAUGUAUACGUCACACAAAUCAAAUCCUUAAGGACAAAAGAACGGUGCAGACGCGAAGUAACCGGCCGACUUUCCCGUUAGAUUUAAUCUUAGACGCACCAAUGCCACAAACGCCCAGGAACACUGAAAAGAAGUCUUGGACAAGAAAGACGACAAGAAUAAUGGGACGCCGUCGCAAUCCAGUUAUCAAACUACAAGUAGAUCCCAGAAAGAAAUCUUAUUCGGGGGAGGUGUUGGGUCGGCUUCCGGAGAACUUCAACGGAGCCUCCAGAGGCCCACAAGGAGCCGAAGAGUCCUGGCCAAUCAGAGUGUGAUGGAACGUUCUAGAAUUCCAACGUGGCGUGCUACUAUUGGUCGGUAGCAUAAUGUGUUGUUAUCAGAUUGGCUGUAAAAUGAUGUUGAUUUAACAGACGCCAAAAUCUAUAAAUACCCAUGAUUUUCUGUACAAAGAUGAACCUUGGAAUAAAGUGUUUUCUCUCA
This is a messenger RNA of Schistosoma haematobium, 4507 nucleotides long. RefSeq lists its product as uncharacterized. The record is from RefSeq and is a predicted model, not a curated record. NCBI's taxonomy places the organism in Eukaryota, Metazoa, Platyhelminthes, Trematoda, Strigeidida, Schistosomatidae. Bases 2044 to 4341 code for a protein of 765 amino acids. Gene Ontology annotation, biological process: DNA integration. The transcript has a single exon. Gene Ontology annotation, molecular function: nucleic acid binding.